Messenger RNA from Mugil cephalus (flathead mullet), 2966 nucleotides. Its product is annotated as protein Wnt-2b-A. The transcript has 6 exons. Gene Ontology annotation, molecular function: frizzled binding; cytokine activity. Gene Ontology annotation, cellular component: extracellular region. The record is from RefSeq and is a predicted model, not a curated record. Bases 696 to 1871 code for a protein of 391 amino acids. Gene Ontology annotation, biological process: cell fate commitment; multicellular organism development; canonical Wnt signaling pathway. NCBI's taxonomy places the organism in Eukaryota, Metazoa, Chordata, Actinopteri, Mugiliformes, Mugilidae.
GUUCAGCUCCGUGCUGAUAAAAACUGCUGUCUCUCAUCAAGCCAAGAAGCGUUUUUUAUUUUUUAUUUUUUUAUUCUGUGAAAGGUCUGUGGAUACUGAAAAAUAUAUAUAUUUUUAUAUCUGUCAGGACCCAUUCAAGGACUGUGGGAAAUAUCAGAGAUUUCAUGAUGAAGCCUGGAGACAACAGGAAGAGACACAGAGAAACUUGGGAAUAAAUCUCGGACUCUGUCCACCGUGCACUAAUAAAGGAGAGGUCCGGCGUGAGCAUCUGAUCCAGCAGAGAGCCACUCAGCCGACAGAACCGCUGCCGGUCCCGCAUCUAACGCUCCUUGACUCCAGCUGCGAUUCGGACCUUAUUUAUAUUUCAGCCUCUGCACUGAGCGAAACCUAAGGAUAAGAGUUCGGGGGGAGAAACUGACUGCAGACACUUGUUGCUCGCCUCGUCAGGUAAAACUCCUCCCGGGGGCAGCCAGAAGAGAGUCUGGUGCGCACAUGGCACCGAAAACGCGCUCCUCACUGUGCUGACAGCCGCGCAUCAUGGAGCCACACACUGGAUAAUGAGGCCUACCUGUAUGGGUGCUUAACUUAGGCUAGAUAUCACCAUCUCUACUGAAGUAAGGACAUUUCUUCAGAUUUUUUUUUUUCCUAAUAUUUCUGUGGGUUACGUUUGGGGGCAAAAUAAAAGAGAGGAAGCCAUGCUGGGGUUCAACAGAAUUCUCAGCCUACGGGCAGCUCGGAUUCAGCGCUGUGGUUCGCAGGGAGCCAAACUCUCACCCCGAACCUCUUCUUGCCAAGGCGCCGGUGCCAGUUCGAGGAUUUAUUGUGCGUGUCUGUUGCUGCUGCUGCUCGUGACACCUCGGGUGGACACUUCAUGGUGGUACAUUGGUGCGCUAGGGGCCCGUGUAAUCUGUGACAACAUCCCGGGCCUGGUGAACAAGCAGCGCCAACUCUGCCAGCGCCAUCCAGACAUAAUGCAGGCCAUCGGCGAAGGCACCAAGGAGUGGAUCAGAGAGUGCCAGCACCAGUUCAGGCACCACCGAUGGAACUGCAGCACGCUCGACCGCGACCACACCGUCUUUGGGCGCGUCCUGCUGCGAAGCAGCCGUGAAGCUGCAUUCGUCUACGCCAUCUCCUCAGCUGGGGUGGUGUACGCGCUUACCCGCGCCUGCAGCCAGGGAGAGUUGAAGACGUGCAACUGUGACCCGCACAAACGUGGACGAGCGAGCGACCAGAGGGGAGAGUUUGACUGGGGCGGCUGCAGUGAUAACAUCAACUACGGGAUCAAAUUCGCCAAAGCCUUCAUAGAUGCCAAAGAGAAAACUGUCCGAGAUGCUCGGGCUCUCAUGAACCUCCACAACAACCGCUGUGGCAGAGCAGCAGUGAAGCGUUUCAUGAAGCCGGAGUGUAAAUGUCACGGAGUGAGCGGCUCAUGCACACUGCGGACAUGUUGGAUGGCCAUGUCGGACUUCAGGAAGACUGGUGACUUCCUGAGGAGGAAAUACAACGGCGCCAUCGAGGUGACGAUGAAUCAGGAUGGGACAGGUUUCGCUGUAGCUAACAAAGCCUUCAGGAAGGCCACCAAAAACGACCUGGUCUACUUUGAGAACUCUCCGGAUUAUUGCCUGCAAGACAAAGCGGCAGGUUCCCUGGGUACAGCCGGGCGGGUCUGCAAUAAGACAUCCCGAGGCACAGACGGCUGUGAGGUCAUGUGCUGUGGGCGUGGCUACGACACCACGAGAGUCAAGCAAAUCACCAAGUGCGAGUGCAAGUUCAAAUGGUGCUGCGCCGUGGAGUGCAAGGACUGUGAGGAAGCUGUGGACAUACACACAUGCAAGGCCCCCAAACGAGCAGAAUGGUUGGACCAGACCUGAGGACACGGCCCGUCUGCUCCCUGUAACGCAACCCCACCCCGUUUCCCCCCUUUUUGCACUGUGGAAGAUGGAAUUCUGGGAAAGUUAGUCCAAAAGUGCUCUGCGUCUCCGCCCUCCUCUUCCCCCACCUCGACUCAUUGCAUGGCUUUUCUACCUGUCUCUGUGAAAGCACUAGAAUUCAGUACCCAUCAAUAUGAAUUAAUACCAAUUAGCCCCUGUUUGUGAAUGGCCCUGCGGCUGAACUGCUGGGAUCAGAUGAACAGUGAUACCAGUGAUACCACCUUGGGGGUUCAGGUGGAUUAGGCAUUUAUUGAGGAUUCAGUCCAGACGGCUUUCUUUUUUUUUUUUUUUUUUUUUAUUAGCACGUUGUUCUGGGUGAAAGAUGGUUUGCUGCUUUCAUGAUGCUUUAAAGACAAUUUUUACAUUAACUGAGCCUUCAAACGUAUCCAGUAUUAUUACAACUUCAUAUACUCACAUAAUUUUAUUUCAUUUUCUUGGGGAAAUACACUUUUAUCUACCAAAAAGGACACUUGUUUGGAGUUUGGGAAGUGGCUUGGUAUGUGCAAUUUCAGAAGUGGACAUCUAAGCAAACAUUUGGCCACGUGUGGCCAAACAGGAGUCCAAGCAGAGGACUACCAGAGGACAGGGAGAUGGACGCGAGAAGAAUAAAUGGACGGAUGAGUCAUUGGAACUUUGAAUGCAACUGUAAAAAAAAAAAAAAAAAAAAAAGAGAGAGAGAGAGAGAGAAAGAAAGAAAAAAAAAGCUGUUUAAAAGUGAUUUAUUUAAAUUGUAAAGUGUUGUUUCAUUUCUCAUCUGUGGAUGAGACUGCACUAUUGGCUGCCACUGGGAGAGACAGAGAGAGAGAGUACUCCUGUUACUGUCAUUAUACAGCGUACUCUAGUUUCCAUUAAGACGACAAGCUGCUGCUGAGACGAGGACACAGGAAACGAAGGCCUUGACGGUCAUUCAGUCACACGUAACCACAGCAUCGGAUGGGUUUUACUUCUCUGCUCUCCAACUUGCUUAUAACAUUGUGUAUAUUGCCUUAUCUAAACAGAUGUUCAUAUGAAAUAUAUACAUUAGUAUGACACUGG